AUGAAUAACAAUCAGUCACAGAUGAUGAACAUGAGCCAGCCGUUGAUUAAUCCGUACACACGUGUUGCUGCGGGAGGCGGUUACGGCGGCGCGUGGAUGCACGCGCCGGUAGAUCAGGUCCAGUUUAUUAACCAGCAAAAUAUCAAGGCAUCUGGAUAUGUUACGUCACGUAACAACAACAAAAAUUGGAAGGCUAAAAAAGGAGGAUAUAAUUUACCUUCGUUAAAGGAAUUACAGCAACAGAAUAGGUUAAAAGCGAAAAGAUAUAUCAGUAAAAAGAAGUUUAAUUACAGUAGUAGUAAAUCAGCUCCGUUUGCUCCUAGGAACACGACGUCGUUUUUAAUUCGUGCUAAAAAGGCUGGAGGAAUUACUGAUUUGGUGUCGCCUUGUCCGGUGACGCCUGCGGUGUUGCCUACGCCGAUAUUUUCGCCAUCUAGGGAGGUUUUAGUUGAUAUGGCCAAGGAAGAAUGGGGUGUGGAUGGGUAUGGGUCAAUGAAAGGGUUAAUUAGGCUUAGAUCGUCGGGAAAUGAUGACGACGAAGAGGGCGGGUCGAGUGAGAGCGAUGUGGAGGAGCAUGUGGAAGUUGAGAGGAGACUGGAUCAUGAUUUGAGUAGGUUUGAGAUGAUUUAUCCGAAUUACGGUAGUUAUAAUCUGGAGAAUCGAGUGGAUGAUCAGGAUACGCAUAUUGCGCAACUGGAAGAAGAGAAUUUGAUGUUGAAAGAGAGAUUGUUUUUCAUGGAAAGGGAGUUUGGGAAUUUGAGGAGAAGGUUGCAGAGUUUGGAAAUGAAGAGUCAGCAGGGAGGACAAGGGUUUGUGGAGAACGAUUCCGAGAACGAUAGUGGGAGUCGUGGUUUUGGCAGGUCGAUUGAUGAAAGUAAUGAGCCUUUGGAAGAUAAUAAUGAAGUGAACCAGUGUUCUGAUGGAGUUAAGGAUGGUAAGGAUAGUAACGAAUCUAAUAAAGUUGAAAAUGGUUUGCAGGGAAUGGAUGUGAUGAAAGGUGUAGCCGAUGUUCGUCUGGAAGAGAACGUGGUGAAAAAUGAUGAAAAUGUGGAUGCUGAAGCUACUAGUGGUAAAAUGGAAGAUGAAAAUGCGAAUGUUGAUAGCUAUGUGGAUUAA
Molecule: messenger RNA, 1116 nt
Organism: Erigeron canadensis
Lineage: Eukaryota; Viridiplantae; Streptophyta; Magnoliopsida; Asterales; Asteraceae
Exons: 2
Coding region: 1-1116 (371 amino acids)
Source: RefSeq, a predicted model, not a curated record